Haliotis rubra (blacklip abalone) is the source of this 4650-nucleotide messenger RNA. RefSeq lists its product as uncharacterized. Lineage: Eukaryota; Metazoa; Mollusca; Gastropoda; Lepetellida; Haliotidae. The coding region runs from base 1586 to 3313 and encodes 575 amino acids. The record is from RefSeq and is a predicted model, not a curated record. The transcript is spliced from 7 exons.
UUGUGUAAGUCUCACUGACAUAUCAUAUGACGGGAGCAAAUAUAUGACAACCUUUGCGUAAGUCUCACUGACAUAUCAUAUGACGGGAGCAAAUAUAUGACAACCUUUGUGUAAGUCUCACUGACAUAUCAUAUGACGGGAGCAAAUAUAUGACAACCUUUGUGUAAGUCUCACUGACAUAUCAUAUGACGGGAGCAAAUAUAUGACAACCUUUGUGUAAGUCUCACUGACAUAUCAUAUGACGGGAGCAAAUAUAUGACAACCUUUGUGUAAGUCUCACUGGCAUAUCAUAUGACGGGAGCAAAUAUAUGACAACCUUUGUGUAAGUCUCACUGACAUAUCAUAUGACGGGAGCAAAUAUAUGACAACCUUUGCGUAAGUCUCACUGACAUAUCAUAUGACGGGAGCAAAUAUAUGACAACCUUUGUGUAAGUCUCACUGACAUAUCAUAUGACGGGAGCAAAUAUAUGACAACCUUUGCGUAAGUCUCACUGACAUAUCAUAUGACGGGAGAUAUAAUCAGAACACCACAUGUGAAAUGCUGCAAAAAGACGUCCGAUGCAAAUACACGGCAGUGCUGCAGGCAGAACUGAUUGCCACGAAACCCAACAAUGGUUGAGGUAAUUAUCUAAAGUUCCUGCAAAGGAUAAAGUGAUUAUUGCCAGUUAGAUCUGAAUUCAGGUUCAGUAGUCAGAAUAAACAAGUUUGAUACGCCAGCCGUAUUGAAUUAUGAAAUGUUUAUUAGAUACUAAAAGAGGAUAUACACAUCACAUGUUGCCCACCACCGGAAGUGAUACUCACAGUACAGUACUUGUUUCCAUCAAUAUACUUUACUUCAAUGUACUUGUUUGAAUUCAGCACUUCAUCUGCACUGUAAGAUUUAUAUAUUGUGAUAUAAACAAUAGGAAAAUGGGUAAUGGUGUUGCUUUGUUCCUCUAGUAUUACUGCAUUCUUGCAGCGGAGAGAGUGAGUGAGGGAAUGAGUUGUAUCUGGAGUAGGAGUAUCGGUACCACUAACAAUUGAUGAGUUAAACCGCGGUUGUGGAAAGGUUUUGUCGCUUUCAUGUAUUUCCUGUGACUGGUAUGCUGAUUAUUGGACGGGGCUGGUCACAUGACGAGCAUGGUAAUGGCAGAAGGGCGUAUCCUGUUUACGUAACGCCCGUGUCACCCGAAUGUGUAAACAUGUUUUUCCAAACCAGAAUGGGACCACGAUCGGGUCACGCUGACUCACAUUCGUGACCGAUCAAGUGUUAGGUUGCCAUGGUAACUGCUAUGUAAAACCAGUUGAAUAGCCAUUACCCGGUUUUCCUGCUAUGGCCACGUGACCAGGAAAAUUAAACACCCUUGAAGUCAUGGAUUUGAAAUAUAGUCAAGUUCAGAGCUAUCACACACCACAACAAGCAGGAACUGUAAAUCUAGGUUCAGGGGACGGUAUUUGUGUAGAGAGGGCAGACCUACCUUGUUGCAACCCCUGUUAUCUAACGUGUAUCAGUUCACCACAGCGAGCGCUGGGACGAUGAGGACACGGACACAAGGCGCACAUCCAUGAACUACAUCGGUGUUCUUCUCGCUGCACUACACUUAAAAUGGCAGCAUUGAAACUGUUACCUCUUGUGGUCAUAGUCGUCCUAUUCCCGGAGUCCAUGUCACCAUCACGAUUGUCUGUGUCAGCUUUAGCCUCAUCAACUCCGACGUCGUCAUCACAACAGUCUCAGUCGACUACUACCACGUCACCACAACCGUCUUCUUCAGCCUUGUCCUCAUCAACUCCGACGACGUCAUCACAACAGUCUGAGUCAGCGAUGAGCUCAUCAACUACAAGGUCACCACAACCGUCUGUGUCAGCCGUGUCCUCAUCAACUUCGACAACGUCAUCACAACAGUCUCAGUCAGAUAUGUCCUCAUCGACUACUACCACGUCACCACAACCGUCUUCUUCAGCCUUGUCUUCAUCAACUCCGACGACGUCAUCACAACAGUCUCAAUCAGCGAUGUCCUCAUCAACCACAAGGUCACCUCAACCGUCUGUGUCAGCCGUGUCCUCAUCGACUCCGACAACGUCUGCUUCAGCAGCAAGUUCGUCUGAUACAUCGUCGCCUUCAUCACCAGAGUUGGUGACAUCAGCCUCGACCUCCCUCAACAACAGUUCAUCUGAUUUAUCAACCACUUCAACAACACCCAAACUGUCUGCAUCGACAGAAGCAUCAAGCCCUUCAACGGCAUCGACGGACCUGAAGUCCACGUCUCCGUCAGUGACAGCGACACACUAUACAACGGGUAGCACCAGUGGAGAGCCUCACUCGUCAUCAGCAACUUCAUCAGCAGCUACAGAGCAUGCAACCUCAUCCCAGUUUACAACUACACCAGUAGCUGGAACAUCCUGGUCGACACAAUCAACAUUAUCAACUGGGUCAUCAACUACGGAAAAAUCAGCUAAAGAGACAAAAACAGAUGAUUCCGUGGUGACAAUAGUGCUGGCAUCCGGAGUAGCAGCAGCGAGCGUUGUCGUGGCUGGUGUUGUCCUUAUCGUAUUUUGCAGGAGGAGAAACGCCAAGUCCGAGCCAAACCUCGAGGAAACAAAUGAACAUUCUGCUAUCGGUCGAACUGAACGGUCUGCGUCUAUCGUGACACUAGUGACUGGCCUCAAGGGUGUGUUGGGAGCCAACUGCUGGGAAAUAGACCCUGCUUACUUCGUCGCCACCAAAGUUGAAGAAUCUGACAACGUGAAGUCAAAUGAAGAGCACUUAGGGCACACGGGGACAAGCGACUGUAGUGUUGAAACAACGGUGCGUGCAACUGCAGACUCACUCACCAGCGUUUGUGAAAACAAUGAACUAACAGGUCCAAACUCGGCCACCAUUCAGGGUCAGGUCGCUGGUCAGGCGCCCAUAAAUGGUCGGCCCAAGACAGAAUGCCAAGAAAGGAUAAAGGAUCACAUUAACACAGAGAGUCAAGGAAAUAAAGACAGCCAGUGUGCGACAAACGAUCACGUCAUGACUGAUAGUCAGGGUGCGAGAGACGGUCUAGUCAAGACUGAUAGUCAGUGUCAAGUAAAUGUUGAGACAAAGGGUACAAAUUAUGAAAAGAAAGGUCUUACAAAGAUAGGCGAAAUAGUUGUGGUAGAUGGUCAGACUACGAUGGAUGGACCAGCCAAACUAGAUAACCAGGGAGCGGAACAACACGGCACCAUGACAGCAGAUCUACUGGAGAGAUACGAUGAAGGAAAUGAUGACACAGAACGUCUAAGGGUCAAAGAGAGCUCAACACCAGAUGCUUUCAGGCUGAGAGCUGGCAUGGUAAAAGUGUUCCCGUGAAGUAUGGCCAUUAGUCUCGCGGCGUCCGGCGGUGGCGGGGGAGGACACCAGCAGGUGUCAGGAAUGUACACUAUGUGUGUGGCGACCAGUGGCCUGCAUACAAUGACGUUGUACAUCGGAAGGUGGCUUGUAUAUGAUCAUCUUUACAAGGUGACCUGUAUAUAAUCUAUCUCGCAAGGUGACCUGUAUAUAAUCUAUCUAUCUCACAAAGUGGCUUCUAUAUAUUCUAUAUCACAUGGAAUCUGUAUAUAAUCCCAAAAUGCCCCUUAUACAUUAUGUAUUACACAAUAUGGCUUGUAUAUGACCUCUCUCACGAGGUACCUCAUUAGGUGGCUAGUAUCUGACCCAUCUCAGGUCCUGGUAAAACAACGGCCGACAUCAUGAAUAGCAGGGCAGGACAUGACCAGUGUUGGCACUUAUACCAAGAUCAUGGUGUACAGAGAAUAGUAUCACCCAUAGAAGGAUCCUUCCCAGAGGGAGAUGACAUACUCAUAUUGCACUAUCUUUAUUAUUAUUUUGACCUUUCCCCCACGCCCAUUUGCAAUUGAAAUCCUUUUCAAACAUACUGUAGUCUAUAUUCAUUCACUCGAUAAUACAACUAAUUUAUCAGUUUACGCUAUAACUGGGUGUAUCACAUCCGGGUGGUGCCCUGAUUUAGCUGGAGGAGGAAGGUGCUGUCAGCUUCCUUGUGUCCAUAGCUUGUGAAUCUAUCAUGGGUGUUCACAUUCAAUCCAACGAACCACGCCUUUGUAAAUACGUUUCAUUGACGUUGCUACCCGCUAUGAUACGUAUGGAUUACACAAUUCUAUGCUAUCACAGCCACGGGGCUACCUCCGUUAUCAUAUAUGUUGAAACAGUUUUCCUUACAGAUAUGUUUUUAUAAUAAAAGGGUUUCCUUAUAAAAUACCCAGUCUUGAAUAUCCUCAGCAACAUAUUCCGUUUCAUGUAAAAGGAUAAUUACUUGAAAAUUACUUGAAUAUUUGGUUUUAUGUAUCGUUGUACAAGAUAUUGUAACAUAGGAUAUACAGAAGAAGGUUAGGAAAGUUGUGUAAUGUUUGUUUUCUCUCAAACUUCCCAAUAGGUUUGAAAUAUAAACGCGUCAGGUAGCAGUUUACAGUUUGUUACAAUAUAUAUAGCGACCUUGCUAUUAGUUGUUACUGUUUUAAUCACAACUAUCCUUUUCAUGCAUAUCGCCCUGCUGGGUUUUAAUCCCUAUCCCUAUCAGAUGUAUAUAAGUCUAUGCUGUGCUGUAGAACUUCACUCUUGCUUGUCAACGGUGUAAGGAUCUAUACCACAACGCCAGAUCAUAUCAGAAUAAAUAAGUUGUUAUUCAUAAA